Morone saxatilis (striped sea-bass) is the source of this 2344-nucleotide messenger RNA. RefSeq names its product GTPase IMAP family member 8-like. The record is from RefSeq and is a predicted model, not a curated record. Gene Ontology annotation, molecular function: nucleic acid binding; GTP binding. NCBI's taxonomy places the organism in Eukaryota, Metazoa, Chordata, Actinopteri, Moronidae. Bases 1 to 1851 code for a protein of 616 amino acids. The transcript is spliced from 4 exons.
AUGGAAAACCCUCAGGACACAGUGAUGAAGGAAUCAUUUAAGUGUAUCGACCAUCUACACAGCCAGGAAUGCUUUGAGACUUUCCCCAGCUAUGAGCCCAAGCUGGUCUUCAUUGUAGUCCAGAAGCGCAUAAGCACCACCCUCUACUGCUGUAAUGCAAACAACUUUGGCACACCUCCACCUGGAACUGUUCUGGAUCACACCCUCACCCAGAGAGACUGUCUGUCUGAGGAGGCCGUGAGAAGAGAGAUGAAGAGCUGUGUGACUCUGUGUCCUCCUGGACCAAAUGUUCUUCUGCUGUUAGUGAAACCUUCUGAUUUCACUGAGGAGAACAGACAAACACUGAAGUUCAUCCUGAUGAGAACAUCAUCAAACCAGCUUUGGAACUCUGGUCUGACCCCUGUGGGAGGAGAGACUUCAGCAGCCAAGGCCAUUUUGGGUCGGACAGAGCUUCAAUCAGCUUCCAACUCAAGUGUUAAAAAUCAGGGAGAGGUGUGUGGACGUCAGGUUUCUGUGGUGGAGCUGCCUGUCUUGAAUGGAAAACCUCAGGACACAGUGAUGAAGGAAUCAUUUAAGUGUAUGACCAUCUGUAAGGGCGUCCAUGCCUUCAUCCUGGUCCUACCUGUGGGUCCCCUCACUGAUGAAGACAAGGGAGAGUUAGAGACCAUCCAGAACACAUUCAGCUCUCGAGUCAAUGACUUCACCAUGAUUCUGUUCACUGUGGACUCAGAUCCUACAGAUCCAGCUGUUGAUACAUUUCUGAAGAAAAACAAGGACAUCCAGGAGCUCUGCCAGAGCUGUGGAGGAAGAUAUGUUGUUCUCAACAUCAAGGACAAGCAGCAGAUCCCAGAACUGUUGGAUUAUGUGGAAAAGAUGAGCGUUGCUAAUUCCAGAUGCUUCACAAAGGACUUGUUCACAAUGGCUCAGAUGGAGAAACUUGUAGAGCAGGAAAAUGCUAAUUCAAGACUUAAAGCUGAACUGCAGGAAGUUAAACAGAGGAAUGAGAUUGGAAUUGACGAAAAUCCGAGCAGAGAGUGUCUCAGGAUGGUGCUGAUUGGGAAGACUGGCAGCGGGAAGAAUUCCACAGCAAACACCAUUUUGGGCAAAAAGCAUUUUAAACCCAGAAUUGCCCCAAAGCCAGCAAACACGUCUUGUGAGGAAGCAAAAGGAGAGAUUGAUGGCCGACCCGUUGUUGUAGUCAACACCCCUGGCUUGUUGGACACACCUCUGACCGAUGAAGAAAUUCAACAGGAGCUUCUCAAAUGCAUCAGCAUGUUGGCUCCUGGACCUCAUGCGUUCAUAGUAGUGCUGCAAAUGGGAAACAUAAAAGAAGAAGAAACAGACUCUGUGAAACUGAUCAAAAAGGUUUUUGGAAAGAAGUCAGGAGACUUCAUCUUCAUCAUAUUCACCAGAGGUGAUGCUCUGGACGAUCGGUCAGUUGAUAGUUACAUCGAAGAUUGUGACGACUUUGUCAAACAACUCAUCAAGGACUGUGGAAACCGAUUCUUGGUCUUCAAUAACAAAGAUGACACAGACCGCACACAAGUCAGAGAGCUGGUGAACAAGAUCGAGGCCAUGGUGAAGGAAAAUGGCGGCAGCUGCUACAACACUGAGCUGUUGGAAAGGGAAGUUAUGGAAAAGGAACAGAUGGAGUCACAGAGUGUCAACACAAGACAACUUGUAGAAAAGAUCAGAAAACUAGAGGCGAAAAUAUCUCAAUUGGAACACAGUGCUAAACAACAAGGGGAACAUAGUCGGCUGAAAUUGGAAGAGGAAAUAAAAAAACUGAGAGAAGAAAUGGAAGAAAAGAAGCAGAAACAUGGAGAAAAAUCCCAAUGCUUCAUCCUUUGAGUCCACCUCUUAGAGAAACAAAUUUAAAUGUUUCAGAUUUAUUUUACUACUCGCAUUGUCAGUGUUUUUUGCUCUCUCUGCAAGUUUUACUGCCAGAUCAUUACCAAAGACAUUUCCACAUUAGCGGUGAAGUCAACAGAGGGACAUUCUAGAGUUAAUGAAUGAAUCAACUAGGAAAAAGCCAUCUCUGAUUUAAAAAAAAUGUUCUUUGCCAAUUGGACUGGACUCUGGAUAAGGGCUGUCUCCAAAGGGGGUAAUAAUUGAUAGACUGCUUAUAGUAGCACCGUGAAUCAAAACAUGAUGUGAUCUUACCUCAUUCCACAGAACAUUCCUCAAUGACUUUAACUUACAAAUGACGUUGACUUUUGAGAUUUUACUGCCUAAUGACUUUUUACACCUAUGAUUUAGUCACUACUUCUCCUUUUUCAUGUUUUGCUUUUUGUUUUGUAUUAUUUCAGCUCCACACAUUUGUAAUCUAUAAUCUAAUGAAAAU